UCACCUUUCAAUUUCGAAAAAAGAUUUGACCGUGAUUCUAUUAAACUGAUGAUUCUUAAUCGUGUAAGAGAAAAUCCUAUUCCAAAAACAAAUGAUAGAUUCGUUUCACUUUAUAAAAAAUGCUGGCAACAUGAACCAGACGAGAGACCACCUAUUUGUCAAGUAAUUGAAGAACUUGAUAGCAUUGAUCCUAUAAUCAACAAUUUACCAACUAAUUCUAACAAAAGUAAAAUAACACAAGAUAAAGAUUCUGACUUGAACAUUACGACAUAUAGUAAAUAGAUUAUUCCAUUUUAUAUUAUAUUAUUUUUUUUUUUCUCAUUUACGAAUACAUUAUAUUUUCGAGUAUAUUUGAAUAGAAAU
This is a messenger RNA of Rhizophagus irregularis DAOM 181602=DAOM 197198, 363 nucleotides long. The record is from RefSeq and is a predicted model, not a curated record. Lineage: Eukaryota; Fungi; Glomeromycota; Glomeromycetes; Glomerales; Glomeraceae.